GCAACAGUUGGUGCGCCAUAUCUAGCCGUGGAGCUCCUCUAUGGCCGAGAUCCAGUCAAGCUUGUUACCACGACGAGCCUCACUGGCGGCGACGAGACGAAGUUGGUGGGAGACUAUGGAUGGCAACCGAGGCCGUGGGUGUCAGUCAUGAGCGGGUAGAGGGGACAGAGUAGAGAGACGAGCGAGAGACACAUCCUAUCCAUUUUUAUCCCACCCUCACAUGGAAUUAUCUUAUUUUGAUCAUACCAAUCAAUCUAUGGUACUUUUAUUAUGGCUAAAUGCACAAAAGCCGCAAUGGACGGAUGAGAUUUGUUGCCAGUGGUCUAUAAUUUGGACUUAGGCGGGCCCAGUCGGGGUAUCAAAGAAGCGUCCUCCUCGUCCAUUCGGCUUGCGGUUCCUUCAUCCCAAUUCCCAAAUUGUCUCUCUCUCUCUCUCUCGAUCACUAUCGUUCGUUGGUUCGUCCAUCUUCGUCUCUCUCACAUCCAGGCGCUGAACGUUGGCUCGAAAAGCUAGUCCCGGAAAGCAAACAUUGGUUACACAGACGCGUGAUUGUGCGGUGUAUUAACAGAGCAUGCCCGACAAUAUCACACGAAGAAAUCUGAAUUGAUCUCCUUACAAAUAGUGUCCAGUCGACUCCUGGUCUGGCAGUGUCCUUACUUCUCAGACAUCUAUUCUAGGGGGACAAGAUCAUACGAUAACAGAGUUAUGAAAGUGUUUGACGCCCAUUGCCACUUGCAAGACCCAAGGGUCUGGCAUAUGGCCCCGAAGUUAAUUGAGUCGGCCCUUCAGUCUGGUGUAGUUAAAUUUGCGGUUAAUGGAACCCAUGAGAAAGACUGGCAUUUGGUGAAGCAAAUGAGCGACGACUAUCCUUGUACCAUUCCAAACUUUGGACUCCAUCCUUGGUUUGUCGCCGAUAGAAGCCCUAACUGGUUCCAAGUGUUGAGGCAAUUUUUCGAGGCCGCUCCUUCUGCUGCAGUGGGAGAGAUUGGUUUGGACAAAGGGUCUCAUGGGAGGAACAUCGAUUUCAACGAUCAGGUCGAAGUGUUCCAGAAACAGCUUGAACUUGCAAAAGAGUUGAAUAGACCGGCAUCGAUCCAUUGUGUCCGAGCAUUCGGCGAUCUUCUUCAGAUAUUGAAAGAGGCAGGGCCUUUUCCUGCUGGUGUCAUCCUCCACUCUUAUUUGGGUUCCGCUGAAAUGGUUCCUCAGUUUGUCGAAGUUGGAGCUUAUUUUUCAUUCUCGGGAUUUCUCAUGUCCAUGAAAGGGCAGAAGGCAAAGAAGAUGUUGAAAGCAGUUCCUUUUCAAAGAAUUUUACUGGAAACAGAUGCCCCGGAUGCAGUGCCAAAGAAUCCCGCAUUUGUUAUCGAUGAUGAUGCUCGUAGUGUAAGUCAGGCUGAUGCAGGAAGCAGUGAAUCUACAUCUCCGACAGAAUCUCUGAAUCAUCCGGCAAACAUUCAUGCAGUGCUUAAUUAUGUUGCAUCCUUGCUAGACAUGUCUCCAGAAGAUCUUGCGGAGCUCAGCUGCAAAAAUGCAGUGCGUUUAUUCUCCUACGAAGGUUCAAAGCUGGACAAGCUAUAGUCGGUUGCUGAUAGAUGGUGAGUUAGCCACGAUAAUUGUGCUCGAGCGACUGCGGUUAGUUUGUCUACUUGUAUCUAAGUCUAAAUAAUUCAACAUAGAUAAUGUGUUUUAUGUGUGAAAUGCAUGGUGUUUUGUUUAAUAACAAUAAUGUUGAACACCAUGUAGGAGCUGAGGUCUGACUGUUUGCUUUGCA
Messenger RNA from Syzygium oleosum, 1768 nucleotides. RefSeq lists its product as uncharacterized. Lineage: Eukaryota; Viridiplantae; Streptophyta; Magnoliopsida; Myrtales; Myrtaceae. Gene Ontology annotation, molecular function: hydrolase activity, acting on ester bonds. The coding region runs from base 706 to 1575 and encodes 289 amino acids. The transcript has 2 exons. The record is from RefSeq and is a predicted model, not a curated record.